Molecule: messenger RNA, 2492 nt
Organism: Aspergillus piperis CBS 112811
Lineage: Eukaryota; Fungi; Ascomycota; Eurotiomycetes; Eurotiales; Aspergillaceae
Exons: 2
Coding region: 9-2387 (792 amino acids)
Source: RefSeq, a predicted model, not a curated record
UGGCUACCAUGAACAGCCCCCGUCGAGUGGCUGCAAAUGGCCAAAUGAACUCAAAUGAGCCAAGUCCGAUACUGGAGCCUCUGCGGUAUCGGACGAGGAAGUCACUAUACCUUCUUUCUUUCUAUGUUGCUAUUCUGCUCGCUCCCUGGAUCAUGACCUGUGUCAUGAUGGUGCGUCCUCUAGACGCUGCCUCCUAUACUCGCCAGGGCCUUGGUCAGUCGGCAGCCGUGGUUUUGGAUAUUCUCGUCAGCUUUGAAUUGAUCCUCGUGCUUGAAAAGCUACAAGCCGUCCUCGCCAUUCCCAUCGUCUCCGGGUUCCUGGCCCAAGCGGCCGUUGUCUACACGCAGCGACGUUCGCCUAAUCAGAAGCUGUCCCUCCGACAGAUUGUCGCUCUAGCGGAUCGUCCCUGGGCCAAUGUGAGGUCAUGGUUUCGCAGUCUACCACUCGAUGGCCAUGGAUCCUCAUUGGCCAUCUUUGGAGGGCUGUUCGUUCUGCUCGUAGCAAUCACCCCUGCCAUUCAGUCAAUCUUAAUCAAGUAUGAGGAUAUCACCAUCGCCACAUGCUGGGAGAUGCCGGUCUGGACAUGCGAACCAUCGAACAUCGCCACAAUUGUGGGCCUUGACCCGGAACCUGCCGCUCUAGAGUCCAUGCCUCAAAGUCUUGCUGUCCAGCAGGUAGCCAAGAAAACGCAGCUGGUAGGCGAGCUCGACGUGCAACCUUAUUUAUGGCCGGAGCAAUGGACAACGAUCAACGAUGCUGAGGCUAUCGAGAGAGGCACAUUCUUCUGGUAUGACAAAUCAUUCCGUUCGGACCGGUAUUUCGUAUCUGCACUGCAAAAUGGAACCAAUACCGGUGUUUUGCGCCAACAUGCCAUCCGGUUAAACUCAUCGUCCGCCUGCGAAGCGGUGCAUUCAUCUGAGUUCCCGCAGACGUGCUCGGGUGACCGUCCUUUCGUGACUAACCUGACUGCCCCUGAUACACUCGAUAUUCGAAUCUGCGCGCCCGGCGCGUUCGGUCAAACCCCUUGGACUCGGAGUCGGGACCGCCAGGAUAUCUCAGAGGAGCUGUGGAUUGAUGUAGAUUUCACAGUCGAACAACUCAACUUUACGUUGAAAUGUACUACAAACACCACUCGGGGGUACUUCGAAAUCAGCAACUACCAUAAUGGCAACAACCCGGGACCUCUUCUCGAGAAAUGGCCCAGCCAGGAGGUCCUGAAGCACGAUUUCAAUGACUAUCUGGGAGUAGACGACGACUAUGCCAUUCCAUCAGUUGUUGACAACGACACAACAACCCUUGGCCCCACCGGCCUACCCGAUCCCUUCAACUACGAAGACCUCUACGCAGCCGGCCCACUAAUGACGAGUGCGUUGGCUCUAUUCGGCAACCAAAGCUUCCUCAACGCCGCCAGUUACGCCAUCACCACCAACACCACCAGAUCCGCACUAUUCUCCAUCUGCCAAUUCAACGCCUUACCAUUCACCCGACUCUCCCUCACCGGCUUCAGCACCGCCGGCGAUACCUGCGAGGAUCUCCUAUGGGAUAUAGACAGCUCCAGCGACGACUACUGGUACCAAUACCUCAUGAAUACAAUCUACAUCUGGGUCGCCUCGUUCAACGAUACCCAGUCCGCCGCUACAGCACUCGACAUGGCGACUUACUUCGCCAAUGAAGCCGUGCUAACCAGCACAGCAACGCAAGGCUGGUCAUAUAACUCGCGAAGCAUCUACUUUGAUAGUGGGACGGUGCUGGUCAAGCCCAAGUGGAGCUUAGCCGGGGUGAUCGUCAUAUCGGUUCUUAUUGGCUUGCAGAUACUGGGUCUAUGUCUCAUUGUCUUUUACUGCCACUCCGUCCCUACCUGGACGGAUAGUCUCGAUGCGUUUGCGAUGCUGCGCAUGGGUGCGGAAUUACAUUGUGAGAAGCAUGUGCGCUUUGCGGGCAUUAGGGAUACGGAUAAGCGGGAUUGGGAGGACCUUGGUCGUUUUGAUGGGCUUGUGGGCGUUUUACUUGAUGGUAGUGGGAUGGUGCAGGGAGGAGGAGGAGGAGAAGGAGGAGAUGCAGAGCAUAGUAGUAUCAAGGAUAGCUCGCCGUUGGUUCGGAGGGCGGAGGGAGGUCCGAGCACUUCCUCGGGGAUUGAGUUGGCUGAGCUCCCGCCAUAUUCUUCUACGGUCUCGGUUGAUGCUCAUAAUGAUGGAGGGAGUGAGGAGAGAGAUGAAAGGGCAAGGAAAGAAGGGCUAGAGCAACCGUUUCGUCUUGCGGUCGGUGCGCCGGGCUUGAUUACGAAGAGCAUGGCUCCAAGGAGGAAGACACGGGGGCAGAGGAGACAGAGGAAUCCAAGGGAACGGAAGAAUCCAAAUCUUGUGAUCACAGGUGAAACGCAAGUGUGAUGGAAAUGCUGAUUUUCAUAGUAACUUAAUAUAUAUUGGUGAACCAACAGUUUCAUGGUAGAAUAUCUUCAAUUAAUUAGCCGUAUAAUACACAGAAAAUACUAC